GAUGCCACCCACAUCCAUGAUCCACCUUCCAUUCUUCUACCCUAACUCGAUUUUCAUUUUUUCACUUCAGUACGCUUUGUCACGUAAUUCAGCUGAUUGUUUCGUUGAACUCUGAUCCCCAGAAGAUCAUGUCAGAUCCCAAACACGGGGAUACUCCGCCGGCCCCGAUUCCACCGCCGCCCGGCGCAGCCGCGGCCACCCGAGAUUCCGAGAGCCAGACGGCGGCGGGGACGGCCACCGGGGUGGGCAGCAUCCUCCGGCGGUGGAAAAGAGAGGACUUCCUCAAGAAAUCUUAUCUGGGCUUCCGCUGCGGCGCCCUGCUUUUCUCAUCGCUCGCAUUCAUCAUCAUGGCCAGCAAUAAACACGGCGAUUGGAAGGAUUUCGACCGAUACGAGGAGUACAGGUAUGUAUUGGCAAUUGCUGUUCUAUCCACAUUGUAUACUGGAUUGCAAACUUUCAGGCGAAUCCAUGAACUUUCUACCGGGACAGAGUUCUCUUCUCCAAGAAACUGGGAUAUGAUAGACUUUAUUGGGGAUCAGGCGGUGGCGUACUUGUUAAUUUCAGCGGCAUCAUCUGCGGUGCCAUUGACGAAUAGGAUGAGAGAAAAUGUAGACAACAUAUUUACAGACUCUUCUGCGUCGGCUAUAGGCAUGGAGUUCUUGGCGUUCCUUGCCAUGGCGGUUUCCGCCAUUAUUUCUGGAUAUAAACUUUCUCGCCAGUCAUACAUUUGAUGAUUUUGCACAGCCUUAUACAUACACCCAUACCGGCACUCAUAUGUGUGAGAUGAUGAUUCUUUGUGUCAUAACUUUUUCCCUUUCUUUCUUGUUUGUUUGCUGUUUGUACACAUAAACUUUGGGCUUGUACAUGUGUGGCGAUUUUUUGUGUGUAAAAAGCAACAUCAAUAAGGCAGAUUCUUGUCAUCAUUCCUGGAAUAAACACUUUUUCAUCCC
This is a messenger RNA of Cuscuta campestris, 950 nucleotides long. The record is from the annotation of a GenBank genome assembly. NCBI's taxonomy places the organism in Eukaryota, Viridiplantae, Streptophyta, Magnoliopsida, Solanales, Convolvulaceae.